UGAGCAGUGUGCUGCAGGUGAAGCGCGCAGACAUGAGUGAAUAAGAAGCAGAUUCCUUCUCCCGGGUGUGAACAUGGAGGAGUCUCCUCAGAGAACAGCUGCUCGGAGCGGAGGCGCAGACACGAGCCGAGGCGCUGACGCAGGUGUUCAGGCUGAGCACCUCACCAGAAGUGGAUGUGAAUACAGAGACAACUAAGUGGAGUAUGAAGGGAAAGUGACUCUUGAAACAUUAGAGUCAGUUGACCAUGGCCUUGAGACUGAGCGUGCCUUUAUCACAAAGGAGAUAAAAAUAAAAUCUAGAUUCAGCUCUGCUGCCUAUGAUACCCGCACCUCCAUGUUCUCGUGUGACCACUCAUCACUAUCUGCCAGAUGCACCGAACAGAGAGCCGCAGGAGCAGAGCCAAGUACCUCAAGAGACGGAAGCGGUUCAUGUCUUCAGUCAAGGGAGUUUCUCAUCUGUCCAGACGAGCCAAGAGACGCUUGUUUUUUAAAGUACAGCUCUGGAUGUGGAGGAAGCGGAGAGAGAAAUGCCGUUCGGGGAUUUUCCGAGCAAAAAGAAGAGCUUGCGGGAUCAGCAAUGGACCCUGCUUCAACUCAAAGGCUCAAUCACUGAAAAUGACAAGGAAACUUCCAAUGUACCACACAGUAAACUCCGACAGUUCUCGAGACAGGACUUCAGCGGCAGUUUCACCACUUGUGUGUUGUGAUACUGAAGCUUCAGAGGAGAUGCUCAUAGGGCCGAACUGUCCGCUGAAGCCACCUGAACCGGUCGGUCUGUCAGAAACUUUAUUCACUUCCAGCUCGUUUCAGAACCGGGUCACGGACACAAAUGCUCCUGGAGCUCCAUUCACUCAAACUGUGUCGUCUCAAAGAAGAGAGACCUCUGGACGGUGUUGUGUAACUGCAGAGCCUUCGAAACCCCCCCGCACAGUCAAGCCCCCGCUGAGGACAGAGGCACGUGAGGGGAUGAGGGGGGGCACAUCAGGACAAUGUACCACUGUCACUCCAGGUCAGGGAAAGGCUUCAGACUCACAUACUGAGGACAGAAUCACCUGUAAAAAGGCGUCUCAAACCAAUGUCAGCUUUAAAGCCCUGGCGAAGGACAUACAUGAGUUCCUCGAUGAGUUUUACAGAAUAUAUGGAAGUUUGAUUCCACUUCAGAAGAGCGACGUGUUGAGACACCUGAAGAGGAAGUUUAACACAAAUUUCAGUGACAGGAAAAAUGUCGUCUUCUCGGAGGUCACCAAAUACAGAAGUGCAAUUGUUCAGAAACCCAUCCCCUCCUUCCAGGUGGUCUACAAGAAACACACACUGACACUGGACGAUUUGUCGACUCUGGCAGAUCAGAACUGGCUCAAUGACCAGGUCAUGAACAUGUAUGGAGAAUUGAUUGUGGAAUCUGCCAAUCACAAGGUCCAUUUCCUCAACAGCUUCUUCCACCGACAGCUCAUGACUAAAGGAUACGAUGGUGUGAAGAGAUGGACAAAGCAGGUGGAUUUGUUUUCGAAGCGUUUGCUCUUGGUACCGAUCCACCUGGAGGUUCACUGGUGUCUGGUGACUGCUGACUUUGUCAAAAAGAAAAUUUGCCUUUAUGACUCUCAAGGGCUGGCACUCCAGAAGGUUGCAAGGAACAUCCUGAAAUACUUGAUGGCAGAAGCAAAGGAGAAGCAGCUAACAGCUUUUGAAAACGGUUGGUCAGUGUCGUUUGAUGAGAAUGUCCCACAACAGACCAACGAAAACGACUGUGGAGUCUUUGUCCUGGAGUACUCCAGAUGCCUUGCUCUCACAAAAGCCCUGCGGUUUUCCCAGGAGGACAUACCAAAGAUACGUAAGAGGAUCUACAAAGAGCUGUGUGACUGUAAACUCCAUGAGGAGGGCUGACGAGGGUCUUGCGGACGUGUGUAUUCAUGUGUUUAUUGCUGAUAAUAAUGAUAAUAAUGUGUGCUGCUUUUAAUUCAGGUUUGAAAUCAGCGUUCCACAUACUCUAGUCUGUGUAGGGCUUCACUACCAGCUUACAGUACAGCACUGUGAGUGCCCCCUGCAGGAGAUGGUCACUAUUGUAUGUGGUGCGCUGUUCAUGCUAAACCAUGAUAUUUGAUUUUUGUAGUAAAAUGAUCGAUAUUUAUUCGGGAAUGUUAUUUAAGGAAAGAAAAGCUGUUAUUGUUCCUGGAGUUUACACAUCUACAGUGCACCAACAGAGCCUUAUUGACUUGUCUGCCUGCUGAGGUGGCGCUCAUCGGUUUUGGUUCAUGUCUUGUGUUGAUUAUUUAAUGUUUAAACCUUAUUUGCACAUUUUUAAAGUCCAAAUUUAUUGACUUGUGGUUUGAGAUGUUUUGCAUCAGGUUUUCCUGUUAGUAUCAUGACUAAAUAGAAACUAGAGAGGUAUAUUUUAAAGAAAAUCAUUGUUUUUGUUUGUUGCAUAAUUGAAAUGUGAGUUUGAAAUUAAA
Messenger RNA from Limanda limanda (common dab), 2447 nucleotides. Its product is annotated as sentrin-specific protease 5-like. Gene Ontology annotation, cellular component: nucleus. The transcript is spliced from 10 exons. The coding region runs from base 370 to 1881 and encodes 503 amino acids. The record is from RefSeq and is a predicted model, not a curated record. NCBI's taxonomy places the organism in Eukaryota, Metazoa, Chordata, Actinopteri, Pleuronectiformes, Pleuronectidae. Gene Ontology annotation, biological process: protein desumoylation. Gene Ontology annotation, molecular function: deSUMOylase activity.